Sturnus vulgaris (Common starling) is the source of this 1298-nucleotide messenger RNA. NCBI's taxonomy places the organism in Eukaryota, Metazoa, Chordata, Aves, Passeriformes, Sturnidae. The record is from RefSeq and is a predicted model, not a curated record.
AUGGCUCCGCAGCGGCGGCCGCUGCCCCGCGGCCCCGACAGCGCCGGGCCGGGACCGGGACCGGGCCGCGGGGGCCGCCGGCACAGCAGGUACCAGCGCGGGGCCUUGGCCGUCACCUCCUGCCCGCUGUCCCGGGGGCGGCGUGCCCGGGCCCGGCGGUGCUGCGACUCCCGGGGGAGCCCCGGUGGGGAGGCGGUCGCACAGCGCCGGACCAGGGCCCCGCGGGUCCGGGGCUCCCCGGUAUCGGCCAGGGCGGUCCCUGCCCGCUCUCACCGUCCCUCGCUCACGGGGCCCGCUCUGUGCUCCUUCCUCAGCGCCAGGAAGGGCAGAGUCCAGCAGGAUCCCCGGGGAAGGUGGCUGAAGGCAGCGAUCCUCCUCCUCCUCUCCGCCGCGGCCGGUGGCGGCCUCCUGGUCUGGAGCCGCCUCCGCACCCAGGAUGGGAUCCCCGAAGGUGGAAUCCCUGAAAAUGGGGUCCCCGAGGGUACAGUCCCUGAAGAUGGGGUCACCGAGGUGCUGGCACAUCGCAGCGACAACCUGCGGGACAAGUUCGUGGAGAUCCCCUGCUCCGAGGACUACGACAGCCACAAGCGAUUUGCAGGUUGCACUCCUAGGAAGUGUGGAAGAGGUGUGACAGAUGCUGUAAUCACAAGGGAAGAAGCUGAAAGAAUUCGUAGAAUAGCAGAGAGGGGACUGUCCUUGGGAGGAUCUGAUGGAGGGGCAUCAAUUUUGGACCUGCACUCUGGAGCUCUUUCCCUGGGGAAGCAUUUUGUUAAUCUGUACAGGUACUUUGGGGACAAAAUUCAAGACAUCUUCACAGAAGAGGAUUUUGCAUUAUACCGGGAUGUGAGGCAGAGGAUUCAGCAAAGGAUUGCUCAGGUGUUUGGUAUCAGCUCUUCUGCCAUGUACCUGACCAAGCCAACCUUCUUCUCCAGGAUGAACAGCACAGGAGCCAAGACAACACACGAUGAGUACUGGCACCCACACGUGGACAAGGUGACUUAUGGCUCAUUUGACUACACUUCUCUGCUCUAUCUCUCUGACUACUCCAAAGACUUCGGGGGUGGACGGUUCGUGUUCAUGGAUGCAGAUUCCAACAAGACAGUGGAGCCCCGGGCAGGCCGGGUGUCGUUUUUCACCUCGGGAUCAGAGAACCUGCACCGGGUGGAGAAGGUGCAGUGGGGCACUCGCUUUGCCAUCACCAUCUCCUUCAGCUGCGACCCCGAGCACGGCAUUGCAGACCCGCUCCUGGGCUGGCCCUGAUGGGCUGGGGGACACAAAACCCUGCAAGAGGAUAAGAG